This is a messenger RNA of Fonsecaea monophora, 1230 nucleotides long. RefSeq lists its product as hypothetical. Gene Ontology annotation, molecular function: acetyl-CoA C-acetyltransferase activity. The transcript has 4 exons. The record is from RefSeq and is a predicted model, not a curated record. Gene Ontology annotation, biological process: fatty acid beta-oxidation; ergosterol biosynthetic process. The coding region runs from base 1 to 1230 and encodes 409 amino acids. Lineage: Eukaryota; Fungi; Ascomycota; Eurotiomycetes; Chaetothyriales; Herpotrichiellaceae.
AUGGCUACCAACGGCGUCCCACAUCCUAAGCCUUCCCUCCCCUCAGUCUACAUCGUCGCUGUUGCACGAACACCUGUUGGGUCAUUUCUCGGCUCGUUAUCCUCACUGACAGCUCCGCAACUCGGUUCUCAUGCCAUCAAAGCUGCCCUCGAAAGAGUUCCGGAGAUAAAACCCCAGGAUGUGGAAGAAGUGUUCUUUGGAAAUGUCUUGUCAGCAAAUGUCGGCCAGAACCCUGCCCGCCAAUGCGCUCUAGGUGCUGGCCUAGACGAGUCGACUGUCUGUACAACCAUCAAUAAAGUCUGCGCGUCGGGUGUCAAGGCCAUCGUUCUCGGGGCGCAAACAAUUAUGACUGGCAAUGCGGACAUCGUUGUGGCCGGCGGCGCAGAGUCCAUGUCGAAUUGCCCUCACUAUCUUCCCAACAUGCGGACGGGAGCCAAAUUCGGAAACCAGACAUUGGUCGAUGGUGUCUUAAGAGACGGACUGUCAGAUGCAUAUGGGAAACAAGAGCAUAUGGGGAUGCAAGGCGAAGAAUGUGCUAAGGAUCAUGGCUUCAACCGAGAACAGCAAGACGACUACGCAAUCCAGUCAUAUCAGAGAGCACAAGCUGCACAGAAGGAUGGCCUCUUCGAUUUCGAGAUAGCUCCUGUUCAGCUGCCUGCUGUUCGAGGAAAACCCGGCGUCACAGUCGACAAAGAUGACGAGCCAAAGAAUCUGAAUGCGGAGAAGCUCCGCUCAAUUAAGCCAGCAUUCAUCCCGAAUGGCGGCACCGUGACUGCUCCCAAUGCCUCGCCCCUCAAUGAUGGUGCCGCAGCGGUAGUCCUUGUCUCAGAAGCCAAGCUCCAAGAAUUGAAGAUCAAACCACUGGCGAAGAUCUUGGGCUGGGGUGAUGCGGCCAAACAGCCAAGCAAGUUCACCACCGCCCCUGCACUCGCCAUACCGAAGGCCCUGAAACACGCCGAUGUCAACCAGGAGGAUGUGGACGCGUUUGAGAUCAACGAGGCAUUCAGCGUUGUCGCUCUCGCCAACAUGAAGCUGCUCGGGCUGUCUGCGGACAAGGUCAACAUUCACGGUGGAGCCGUCGCCAUCGGUCACCCUCUAGGAGCUUCAGGGGCGAGAAUUAUUGCAACACUCCUCGGUGUCCUGAAGGCGAAGAAAGGCAAGAUUGGAUGUGUUGGCAUCUGCAACGGCGGUGGUGGGGCGAGCGCUCUGGUGCUCGAAUCUUUGAUGUAA